Paramecium sonneborni is the source of this 148-nucleotide messenger RNA. NCBI's taxonomy places the organism in Eukaryota, Ciliophora, Oligohymenophorea, Peniculida, Parameciidae. The record is from the annotation of a GenBank genome assembly.
AUGUUGAUAUAUGAAAAUUAAACAGGAAGAAAAGAAUAGAUAAUGAAAAAGAGAUUUAGUAUUGUAAUAAAUAAAAUGAGUAUAAUAGGUGUUGAAAAAGAAGAUUAAUGAUGGGAUUAUGAAUAUGUAGAGUUUAAUAAAAUAAUGA